GGAGGACGCGCGGACUCGGAUCUUGCUGCUGUGUGGGCUCGGAUCGCUGGCUUCCCCCCCUCUCUCCCUCCGCUCUUCAUCUGUUCCCGGUUUGCACCUCUAAACCCUCUCUCGACUCCGUCCUCUCCCUGACCACUGGAAGUCUUCCCGUCUCUAAAUGGAAUUAGUGGAGCCUGGAGCCUCUGGUGUAAGGAACAGACAUGAUCUAUGGACGCAGUUUGUUUCACAUUGUAGCAAGUUUAAUCAUCCUCCAUUUGUCUGGAGCAACCAAGAAAGGAACAGAAAAGCAAACCACCUCAGAAACACAGAAGUCUGUGCAGUGUGGAACUUGGACAAAACAUGCAGAGGGAGGUAUCUUCACUUCUCCGAACUAUCCUAGCAAGUACCCCCCUGACCGGGAAUGCAUCUACAUCAUAGAAGCUGCCCCGAGACAGUGCAUUGAGCUUUACUUUGAUGAAAAGUACUCUAUUGAGCCAUCUUGGGAGUGUAAGUUUGAUCACAUUGAAGUUCGAGAUGGACCUUUUGGAUUUUCUCCAAUAAUUGGACGUUUUUGUGGACAACAAAAUCCACCUGUAAUAAAAUCCAGUGGAAGAUUUCUAUGGAUUAAAUUUUUUGCUGAUGGAGAGCUGGAAUCUAUGGGAUUUUCAGCCCGGUAUAAUUUCACACCUGAUCCUGACUUUAAGGACCUUGGAGUUUUGAAACCAUUACCAGUUCCACUUUUGUAUGUUUGUCUGGCAUCUCGUUAUUUAGUGUGUGAGUUUGAGAUGGGCGGCCCUGAAGGCAUUGUGGAGUCUAUACAAAUUAUGAAGGAAGGCAAAGCUUCUGCUAGCGAGGCUGUUGAUUGCAAGUGGUACAUCCGAGCACCCCCGCGAUCCAAGAUCUACUUACGGUUCUUGGACUAUGAGAUGCAGAAUUCCAACGAAUGCAAGAGGAACUUCGUGGCGGUGUAUGACGGAAGCAGCUCGGUGGAGGACCUGAAAGCCAAGUUCUGCAGCACGGUGGCCAACGACGUGAUGCUCCGCACAGGCCUCGGGGUCAUCCGCAUGUGGGCCGACGAGGGCAGCCGCAACAGCCGCUUUCAGAUGCUCUUCACAUCCUUCCAAGAACCUCCCUGUGAAGGCAAUACUUUCUUCUGCCACAGUAACAUGUGUAUUAACAAUACAUUGGUAUGCAAUGGACUCCAGAACUGUGUGUACCCUUGGGAUGAAAAUCAUUGUAAAGAAAAGAGGAAGGCCGGGCUGCUGGACCAGCUGACCAACACCAGCGGGACGGUCAUUGGCGUGACUUCCUGCAUUGUGAUCAUCCUUAUUAUCAUUUCUGUCAUUGUGCAGAUCAAACAGCCUCGUAAAAAAUAUGUCCAAAGGAAAUCGGACUUUGACCAGACAGUUUUCCAGGAGGUGUUUGAGCCUCCUCACUAUGAGCUGUGCACCCUCAGAGGGACGGGAGCCACAGCUGACUUUGCCGAUGUGGCUGACGACUUUGAAAACUACCACAAACUGAGGAGGUCCUCUUCCAAAUGCAUUCACGACCAUCACUGUGGUUCCCAACUGUCCAGUGCGAAAGGCAGCCGCAGCAACCUCAGCACGAGAGACGCUUCCGUCUUGACCGAGAUGCCCCCGCAGCCCGUCAAGCCCCUCAUCCCGCCCGUGAACAGGAGGAACAUCCUCGUCAUGAAACACAACUACUCCCAGGAGGCUGCCGACGCCUGUGACAUCGACGAGAUCGAGGAGGUGCCCACCACAAGUCACAGGCUGUCCCGCCACGAGAAAGCCGUCCAGCGGUUCUGCCUCAUUGGGUCUCUAAGCAAACAUGAAUCUGAAUACAACACAACUAGGGUCUAAAAAGAAAAUUCAAGAGAAGAACUAUUUAUACAAACAUGGGGACUGUGAAAAGGAAAUUCUAUAGUGAAUUGUGAAAAGUGGACAUAUUUCUAAAUUCAUUCCACUGCCUUUAUCCAAACUUAAGAAUUACAGACAUUUGUUAUUACUUCGGCAAGACCUCCCCGCUGCACAAUGAUAUGUUCAUUUCGUAAUUUGGUUGCAGGCCACCAAGUGCUCCUUAGUUUUUAAAUACAUUUUGAGAUUUACUGGAAACUUGAAGAAGAAAUUAGUUCCUGAUUGAGACUAUCCCAGCUUUAUUUUUCCUGUCGGUUUCACUUUGUUUCUAUGUUGCUUUAUGUCUUUGUUAGAUAAUUGUACAUUGUGUGAUAUGUGAAAAAAAACCCACACUUUUGGAUGAACUUUGUGUUACAUGUACAUUGUUUUCAUUAUAUAGACUGCUUGAGAAUAGUGCGUUCCUGAGUGAUUUUGAACAUGCAACAGUGAAAAGUGAAAAUAUGGACCGUGGAAACACCAGCUAGAGGUUUUAUGGACUAUAAACAUCUGUUGUUGUAAUAUCAUUAAAUGCAGCCAAAAGUACUAAGUAAAAUUACUAGAUUGCAAUAAGAAAAAUCUCAUUUUUUUUGUCUCUCCUAUAUACCCCCAUUUCCUUUUUUUUUUUAAUCAAAGGAAGAUUCCAAGUUUCAGAAAUAGUUUUGAAGUCAGGUAUUUUACCAUUCAUACCCUUUAAUAGAAAUGAUUUUUGAUUAAGCAUUUAGCAAUAUGACUGAUUGACAGUUUAAGAAAAUACCCUGCAUGUAAGUACUGGAUAUUUGAGUUGGAAAAAUAUUCUUUUUAUUAGACACAUUGUAAAAAGCAUGCAUUCUCUAAUACUGCUGUUAUUCUUCCAUUUCCUGUGUCACAUGCUUGCUCUUGUAACUUUUUAUAUAAAGAUAUAUAAAAAUGUAUAAUAAUUUCCUAA
Messenger RNA from Odocoileus virginianus texanus, 2799 nucleotides. RefSeq names its product neuropilin and tolloid like 1 (gene NETO1). The record is from RefSeq and is a predicted model, not a curated record. Gene Ontology annotation, biological process: positive regulation of excitatory postsynaptic potential. Gene Ontology annotation, cellular component: postsynaptic density. Gene Ontology annotation, molecular function: ionotropic glutamate receptor binding. NCBI's taxonomy places the organism in Eukaryota, Metazoa, Chordata, Mammalia, Artiodactyla, Cervidae.